GCCACCCUCCCACGCCCCGAGCUGGGCUCCGUCCCUUACGGCCAGAUCAUUACCUCGUGCAGCGUGCCUGGGACGGUGGCACUCACUUUUGACGACGGGCCCUGGCGGUACACGUCGGACCUCCUAGACCUCCUGGAGCGCGAGGAGGCCCGCGCCACCUUCUUUGUGUGCGGCGGGAACAUGGCGGACGCCCAGCUGACGGGGUACGGCCACCCGCGCCUCCUGCGGCGGAUGCUCGCUGCGGGCCACCAAGUUGGCAGCCACACUUGGGCGCACCCGGAUCUGGCGACCACUGGGGAACGUGAGGCACGCCGCCAGAUGUGGCGCAAUGAGCAGGCUCUGGUCGGUAUCCUGGGCCUGCUGCCCACGUACUUCCGCCCGCCGUACCUGUCGUGGGCACCGGAGACGCUGGACCUUAUGGCGGUGCUGGGAUACCACGUUGUCAGCCUGGACGUCGACACGCGCGACUGGGAGGGCGACUACGACGCUGCGCGGCGCAACUUCGAGACGGCACUGGAGGGGCUCGACCCGGACUCGUCCAGUAGGCUGGUGUUGGCCCACGAUAUACACGAGAGGACCGUGUACGAGCUUGCCGAGUUCAUGAUCACCGAGGCCAGGGAGAAGGGGUACGACCUGGUCACCGUUGGGGAGUGCCUGGGCGAUGAGAGGAAGAACUGGUACCGG
Cryphonectria parasitica EP155 is the source of this 684-nucleotide messenger RNA. Its product is annotated as family 4 carbohydrate esterase. Gene Ontology annotation, biological process: carbohydrate metabolic process. The transcript has a single exon. Gene Ontology annotation, molecular function: hydrolase activity, acting on carbon-nitrogen (but not peptide) bonds. The record is from RefSeq and is a predicted model, not a curated record. NCBI's taxonomy places the organism in Eukaryota, Fungi, Ascomycota, Sordariomycetes, Diaporthales, Cryphonectriaceae. The annotation marks the transcript as partial.